Molecule: messenger RNA, 1956 nt
Organism: Malassezia vespertilionis
Lineage: Eukaryota; Fungi; Basidiomycota; Malasseziomycetes; Malasseziales; Malasseziaceae
Exons: 5
Coding region: 1-1956 (651 amino acids)
Biological process (GO): mitochondrial L-ornithine transmembrane transport
Molecular function (GO): L-ornithine transmembrane transporter activity
Source: RefSeq, a predicted model, not a curated record
AUGUCCCACACAGAGACGGAGCCUGGCACUGUGCCAGAAGCAAUGGGCGCACGAGGAUUGGUGCCUAUGCCCGAAGUAGUAAAGCGCAUUUUCACCAAGUUUCCGCUGCAUGUAUGGCCUUUUGCACAGUCUUAUGAUGACUACGUGGAACCGAAACAACUUGUAUUGUACAUUGCGCCAACGCGGCCUGGCGAGUGGGCUAGCAUGGACCCGGUGUCUUUGCGUUGGCAAAUUGAGUUUUACGUGCGUGGUGCUCCGUGUAAAUGUGUCCCACUACAGGAUCCCUACUGGGCACCGAGUGGGAGCAUGCCUUUUUUGCAACUGCCAUUUGACGCAUCGUCGCACAGCUCGCCUGAAGCGGCAGAGCUGAUCCCCGAAUCAGAGCUGAUGCAUUAUCUAGAUAACUACUACCCGCAUGCGCGACUGGAGCUUGAUGAGGAGGAUACUAUUUGGCCAGACAAGGCUGCCGAGGCGGAGAGCCUUGUAUGGCACAACCUGCUUUCGGGGCGUCUCAUGGCGGGCGCGCUUUUGCUUUGUCUUCGUGCAGGAGUAUUUGCAGGGCAGCCUGAAAAGAAACCCAUGCUGCGUACUCUGCUUGGGAAUGCAUUGCCUGGUGAAGUCACAUUUGAGCAGCUUGCGCUUGGGCGUGUUGAGACCCUUUCCUCUGCAGGUGCGUCCCCCUCCAGCUUGCGCGCCGUGUAUGGCAGCGAUUGUUCUGCCGAUCCCCGGAACCCAUUGUCCGUGGCGCCUGGGUACACGAUUGAUUUUCACGGGAUUGUCGGCGGAACGUCCCAGCAUGCGGCGCCAGAUCCCGGCGCACCAGAUGUGCCAUCAGCUACAAGAAGAGUUGAUCAGGACAGAAUUCUUUUGCAGGCAAUGGACGCACUGCAAUCGGUCGCUACACGCCUUGCUGUCGAUGUAGACGCCCAGUCUGGCGAAGGAUGGAUGCUUGGCGCGCGACAUGCGACUUCGCUCGACUGCUUGCUAUUCGCAGCGCUUUACUCCAUUCUGCAUAUCCCUGCCGAUUCCUUGGAUGUGCACGGACCAUUGCACGGCACGAUCCAGCGCUCGCCCUCACUUCGCGCCUAUGUCCGGCGCAUCCAAGCCCUACUGCCAGCGGUCGACAUGGCGAUUCCGGACUGGGGCAAGGACGUGCUUGCAGUAUUUGUUGGUCAGCCGUUUGAUAUCAUCAAGGUGCGCAUGCAAACGGCGCCGCCCGGCACAUAUUCUGGUGUCCUGGGUUGCAUAUCGAGCAUUGUCAAGACAGAGGGCCCGCUUGCCUUUUACAAGGGUACCACUUUGCCGUUGCUUGGCGUUGGUGCAUGUGUUUCGAUCCAGUUUGGUGUUGCACAGCAUUGCAAACGCUUUUUUCAUGCGCGCAACACUGAGCAGCGCGGAAAAAGCGCUGCACAUCUUUCCUCCCUACAGCUUUACAUGUCGGGUGCUGCGGCAGGUAUUGCAAACAGUGUACUGGCUAGCCCGAUCGAGCAAGUCCGUAUUCGUCUACAGACGCAGACGAAUAACGUGUACCGCGGGCCGUUUGCCUGUUUGAAGCAGGUCUGUGCGAAAGGUGGUAUUGCAGGCGUAUACCGCGGCUUUUUUCCCACCCUAUUUCGUGAGGCACACGGUAUGGGCAUCUAUGCCGACGGCGUUGAGCACCGCUCGCAGCUUCCGCACAGCACGCCACUCCUUGCCGGCGCUGCUGCCGGAUUUGUGUUGUGGAUCAUGGUGUACCCUAUUGAUGUUAUCAAGUCGUACAUGCAAACCGACGCACUUGUUCCUUCUCAGCGCAGAUACCGUAACUCGGUGGACGUAAUCCGCGCAAUUUACAACACCUCUGGGGUGAAUGGCUUUUUCCGCGGUCUUACCCCAACGCUGAUCAGGGCACCAUUUGCAAACGGCGCUACAUUCCUUGCGUUUGAAAUCGCGCUCCACGAACUCGACAAGAUGAAGUAG